Triticum turgidum subsp. durum (durum wheat) is the source of this 507-nucleotide messenger RNA. NCBI's taxonomy places the organism in Eukaryota, Viridiplantae, Streptophyta, Magnoliopsida, Poales, Poaceae. The record is from the annotation of a GenBank genome assembly.
AUGCAAGCGAAACGGUCGCUGUACUGGAAGCUAAUGGGUGGGAGGCACAUGCUGGCGCUCAACACCGCGACGAUGGAGCUCACCGUGCUGGCGCUCCCGCCUUUCUUGCGGGAGCAGAGUUUCGACGUCAUUGAGAAGGGGGAGGAUGGCACCGGUAAGCUCUGUGUGCUCACUAUGCGUGGAUUAUGCAUUGAGGUUUGGAACGGUGAGGAUGACGGCGCCGGUGGGCUGACAUGGACACUGUUGGAAAAGUCGGUGAGAUUCUAUGGGGCGAUGGAACCGAUGAUUCUUUCGGAUCCUUUGGACCAGACUCCACAGGGCGAGGUCAUCGGGGUGGCUGCUGGUGUGGUGUUCUUGCGCAGCGGCAGUUGUCUGCUCUCCAUUCAUCUUGAGACCAUGAAGAUGACGAGGCUGUCUCUGGACGUGAAUUGCCCGUCUCCGCUGAUAUAUCCUUACACGAUAGCAUGGCCGCCAGCGUUCUUGAACCCUACUGAACAAGGAAUGUGA